Messenger RNA from Cladocopium goreaui, 1599 nucleotides. NCBI's taxonomy places the organism in Eukaryota, Dinophyceae, Suessiales, Symbiodiniaceae. The record is from the annotation of a GenBank genome assembly.
GCUAUGGUGGCUGUGCCCAUCGACAUCUUAAAUGUAGCGCGCUGUCCAUGAGUGUCCGAAAACUGUACUGAUUUUCCAUGCUUUGGGCUUUGGCAUUUCUUUGUCUGAGCUCCGGUGAAACCUUUGCUGAAACUUGUGACCACCAGUCUGCGCUGCAAGUGAGAAAUGUCACGAGUGCGGCUGUGCCGCUUACUGAAUGGUUUCCGGACCAACAACCUUCCGAUGUGUAUUUUGAAAGCGAGGACUCCAGCGCCUGGCGCAGCCCGCGCGACCUGGCGCUUCUGCCGGCGCCCACGGAGCUGCGCUUGGCCAACGGCGAGACGAUGCGCAUCUUCAGCGCCGUGCCCAGCUUCGGCGAAGAUGGCAAUUUUAUUGCCUUGCUCCUGACCAAGAGCACGAAGCGCUGGGUGUCAGAAAAUCUUCCACUGUUUUGUUCGGGUCCCAACGGCGCCCAUCGGCGUCCAGUGCGCGGCUAUCGACGCGUCCUGUUGUGCGAUUGGCCUGCGGAAGAAACCGACAGAGAAAGCUUCGAGGUCUUUCUGGAGGACCAGGAUGGAAAGCAUCUCUUGAGGGUCCUGGCCAGAAGAAAAGUUGGGUUGCUGCAGAAGUACCACACAAUGGCCUGUGUCCGGGACGUCUUUUUUGAAAGCCGUGAAUUCUUCAGUGCUGCAUUGAAGCAAUUGGUGGAAUGGCUGGAAUUCUACCGCUUUCAUGGAAUUGAGCACUUUUUUGUGUAUACUUUCCGAGGAACAGAAGACGCGGUAAAGGAAUUGCUGAUGCCAUACCUUCGCCAGGGCCUUGCAACAAGGAUCCAUUUUGACGACUAUCCUAGUGACAAGAUCCAUCGACAGCACCAGGUUGUCCAGGACUGUCUCUACCGCGCCAAAAGUCAUACCACUUGGCUGUUGCCUUCUGUUGAUGUCGAUGAAUACUUUCAUCUUAAGUCUGGCCACUUCUUUCCUGACGGUGUGGUGCCGCAAGACUACCUGAAGACGGCUUGGGAUGCCAUCGUCAAGUGGAAAGGAAAACGGCUCGAAGAAGUCAGAAGCGUCAGUUUCCGCAGCUUCCGCUUCGCCCGUGCUCCGUCGGAUUCGCUGGAGAUUUCUUCGGCCUGGCGCGAGGCGAAGCUGCCGCGCAGCCAUAAUCAUCCGGAGAAGCUGGCCAAUGGAAAGUUUGCCUGCAACGUGCAUGUCGUGCAUAGUCUCUGGUUCCAUUUUGCCACCGCCUGUGAAAACGCGACCGAAGACAUUAUGCUGCCAGAAACCUUGGGAGUGGGGAACCACUAUCGCGUGGACUGGCAGUCCGGCCACAAAUACGGAGACCAUUUUGGUCAUGACGACCCGAAGGCCAGCACCUUUGAUGAUCUGUUAACUUCUGAAGUGCCUCUGCUGGAACAAGCUAUCCAACGGCGCUUUGGUGAAAAACCUCAAACGCUGCUGAAGCGACUGAGCGCAGAACAUCCCCCAGUGCACCUGCAUCAAAGCAUCGCCGCUGACGACGAUGACGACGCCGACGAGUUCACCUCGGAGUGACCGGGCCACCGAGGUGGCCCGGUCAGGGGUCACCUUAGAUGAUUUGAAAAUGGAGAUUGAAAUGGAU